This is a messenger RNA of Rhipicephalus microplus (southern cattle tick), 1992 nucleotides long. Its product is annotated as endothelin-converting enzyme 1-like. Gene Ontology annotation, molecular function: metalloendopeptidase activity. The record is from RefSeq and is a predicted model, not a curated record. Gene Ontology annotation, cellular component: plasma membrane. NCBI's taxonomy places the organism in Eukaryota, Metazoa, Arthropoda, Arachnida, Ixodida, Ixodidae. Gene Ontology annotation, biological process: protein processing.
AUGGUCUCCAUCUUCAUGUUGGGCAUAGCAUUGACGCUAACAACCCCUGGUACGGCUGCUCCAGUGCGCGUCCGGAGGGCUGGCACGGACAACCUGACGUGUCCUAAUAAGCGUUGCGACUGGCUGACACGCACGCUGUACGAAUUUUCUCCAGACAGCGCACCGUGCGACGACUUCUACCGGCACGUGUGCCGCACGCGUGACGGCCGCUGGCUCAGUCGCACUAGUCACAUGGACUUCGAUGUCAACAGUGCAGUCUCGCGACUUCUCCAGAAACCGCUGUCACCAAAGAUGCGUGGGACGGCGGCACAGAAGGCAGCCAGUCUCUACUCUGCGUGUACCAACUUAUUGCGUCCGGACCAGUCCGAAAUGAAGGACCUGCGCAAGUUCAUGCACAACAUGGGUUUGGAUCUCUUCGCCAUGGGUGACAAGUCGAAGAAAGACGCGGUCGACAUCAUGUGCGCUCUCUUCUUCCGAUACGGCAUCAACACGCUGUUGUCCUUCACGAUGCACGACCUGAUUACCGUCAACGGAAAGAAGCUCAUUAGCGUGGGCUUCAGCCGCAACUUCGACGCCUGGAUCGUGAAGCGUGAGAAGCUGAUCACGGCGAGCAAAAUCACUCACUUUUACGUGCACUACGUGAACGCCUACCACAACACCAGUCACAACGAAACGUGGGACGUGCUGUCGAAGGUGUCGGACGCAGACAACGUGGCCUGCUCCCUGCUGGCGUCCCUUCUGCGCAAGAGGGACGCAGCUCCCGUUCGCCUGAAAGUUCGGCGCUUGUCUCGCUACACGCAGUCGAUGGUGUCCAGCCAGGAGUGGGUCGACGCCUUCAGUGUGCAGAGCCAUUCCGCGUACACCGCGGACGACGUCGUGUACGCGAAGCCUGCGGCGCUCAGGUUCUUCGACGCCCUGCUCUCACGACUGGAUCACGAGGGCGUCAAGUACGAGAUGGCCUGGUGCCUGCUCAGGGACUAUGGCUCGUACGCCGACAGACGGCUCGUCGACAGCCUCGCCAGACACAACCAGACGUGCCUGGAAAGAGUAGCGGCCGUCAUGGGACCCGCGUUGUACGGCACCUACAUCUUCAAGCACAUCAGUUCGAAGUCCAUCGAAACCGCCACCAACAUGGCGCUCAAGAUCCGCAGGCAGGCCGAGUUGGAAAUCGCGAGGGUGACGUGGCUGGACGCGAAGACGAAACACCAGGCGCUGAAGAAGAUACAGAACAUCACGUUUCAUAUAGGCUUCCAUAAAGGAAUGCGUGCUAUGGCAGACCUCGACAGCUACUACCUGAACUACCAGUCCGCACCGAAGCAUUUCCUGCUAAGCUGGCUGCGCGCAUCCAGGCUUACGCGAUCGAAGCGGCUUGGAGACCAGAACAUGCUGCUACCGCACCGCGAAUUUCCGACGGCCGCCUACAUUGGACAAGAUAACGCUGUGUUUAUAUCAGCCGACCUCCUCCGACCACCCGUGUUCCUGCACGCAGGACCGGAGUCCUUCAACUAUGGCGGCCUGGGACACAUCAUCGCCCACGAAAUUUUUCACGCUUUUCUGAUCUCGACAAAAUUAUUUAACGAGAAUAAGACAUACCACGGCGAAAGCGAACAGGGCACAAUGCGGGACAAGAUGCGGUGCCUGAGGAGCUCUUACGACGAGGCGCUAGAAGGCGCGUCGCUGCCAUCAUGCCGCCAUUCGGACGCGGAGAACGUCGCCGAUCUUGCCGGCGCAGCUUUGGCGUUCCGGACGUACGUCAACUUAAGCGCCCGCAACAUGACGGCAGCGCAGCAUAACUCGGAAGAACAGCGCCAAAUGUUCUUCGUCGGUCUAUGCCUCAAACUCUGUGAGCACGAAGAAAGCGACGCCUCACUAUUCGCACCAUCGCCCCUUCGGUGCGUGGUGCAACUGAAGAACAUGCCCGAGUAUUCGCGCGCGUUCCGCUGCCAUGACGGCGACCCUAUGAACGCUGCCACCAAGUGCUCUGUUAUAUGA